Messenger RNA from Cladocopium goreaui, 1416 nucleotides. The record is from the annotation of a GenBank genome assembly. Lineage: Eukaryota; Dinophyceae; Suessiales; Symbiodiniaceae.
AUCGCUCUUUCGAACUCUCCCAUUGACUGGUCGCGUUUCAUGGCGGCCUUUGCGAUUUUGUGGUCGCUCGUGGUGUCCCAGGAGGCCUGCGCGGCAGAGCAGUGUGGUUUCAAGGGUGGGUCCAACUGUGUCUCGAAAGAUGUGGCCUCCAUGGUCCAACUCAAUGUUGGCCAGUCCUCCAGCAUCAACGCGAUGGCCCUAAAGAAUGGCGACUUUUACUUGGCAGCAGCAGGCAUAAGCUGCGAUCAGCACUGCGAUGACAACAGCCUGGGCACCUGUAAUGCGGCAAUGACCAACAGUGCCACUGCACAAGACAUGCAAACCCUGUCUCCUGGGUGCAUCGUUAAUUUUGGUUUGACUGGAAAGGACUUUCCUCUCCUCAGAGUCACAGACAACUUCUGCUUCAAAAACGCCGCAACUCCAACAAACCAGCCGUCCAGACAAACUACGUGCGAUGCAGAACCAGGGUUAGAAACCCUACAACGAUUCUGCUACUGCGAGGCUGGUGGUGUUGCUGGUGAUCCCCAUAUCCACAGUUUGCGGGGAGCCCAUUACACCUUGCUGCAGCAAGGCUUUUUCGUCGCCUGGAACUUCUCCAAGGCUGUGCCAGCAUCAACUGUGCCAAGUGCAGCUCCAGCUCGUGGGUGGCAGCUCCUUGCGGCCUAUGCAGGCCAUCGCUUCACCACGCAAGGCCUGCUGCUUUUGGAUCCCCACUCCGGGCAGUCCAUGGAAAUCACAGCAGAAGACUGCUCUUGGCGCAUCAAGGAGAAGCAAACCCCAUGGCGCAAGGCGCAGGUGGAGUUGCUAUCGGCAGAAGACGGGACGACCAGCCUCCAAGUGAAGAGGCUGCACGAGAAACUGGGCGAAACCAAGAUCUUGAGGUCUGCAAUCCUGUUGCAGAUGGGGUCAGGGUCCGACAUGAAGAACAUCUCAACCCUUGUGGUCCAUUGCAGGCCAAAGCAUCACCUGGACUUCAAGAUGAGCAUGUUCCAGAAGAGCGACAUCGACCAUGUUGGUGGUGAACUUGGAGUGGCUCCAGACGUAGACCACAACUACCACUUGUUCAGCAAACAGGGCAUGAUGCGAAUGAGAGCAGACCAAGAGUUUAAUUUAAGGCACCUGGAUCGUGGGUGACCUUGGGUGGCAGCCCAGCUGGGGCCGCAUACUUGGAGAAGAAACACCAAACAGGGACAAUUAUGGUGCAGUCGCAGGGUUGCAGUGAUGCUCAGGAGGACGAUGCCAGAGCCAUUUGUUCGAAGCACCUCCAGCAAACGACUCACCCGGAGACGUUUGCUGAUUGUGUCUACGACUUAUGCCAUGGAGGUGAUGAAUCUUUCGCACAAAGUGCGGCAGCAUUCCUUUCGGAAUCCAGCGCCUGAUAAGAUUGUACCCAGGACAAACAGUCUGUGCUGAUGC